Effrenium voratum is the source of this 1060-nucleotide messenger RNA. NCBI's taxonomy places the organism in Eukaryota, Dinophyceae, Suessiales, Symbiodiniaceae. The record is from the annotation of a GenBank genome assembly.
GCCAACCGAGCACAAAACCUUCUGGAUGAUCAUGACUCAGUGCGCUCGGAACGCGGGAUUUCUGCUGGGCCCGGGUAUCUUUGCCCUCAUCUCCCUUGCCGUGAAGCAGGGCCAAGAUGUGGCGCCGGCAUGUCUACUGGCAUGGAUGUACUGGGGAAACAUCUGCCUCACCUUGCUGCAGCUCCUCUUCGCCUCCCUAGUGCUGCCCACCAUCCUAGCGCCGGCCACCGACUCGGCGGCUUCCUCGUCGCCCUCUUCGGCCUCAGCGUCUUCCGGCGGACUGGAGGUGUCGGUGGCGGAGCUGAAGCCGGCGCAGCGCCAGAGGGUGGUCUGGAAUAUGAUCUGGUACGCCUUUGAGCGGCCUUUCUCCAUUGCGGGCAUCGAGGUGGCCACCAUCAUGUUGCUGGAGGUGUCCUUCGGCUGGCCCAACGAGCUCUGUGGCUUCGCCUUCACCGUGGUGUCCGGCGCCAGCCUCAUCUUCUCAGCGCUCUCCUCGGUGCUGCUGUCCUGGGGCGCCCUCUCGGAAUCGAAGGUCUUCUUCGCCGCCAACAUCAUCGGUGUGGUGGGAGUCUUUAUGCUCUUCGACUUCGGUGUCUUGGGUGCCAGCAGCCUGCUAAUCGCGGAUGGCCUCGUCUACGGCUGCGCCAGCGUGGCCAACGGCAUCGCCGAGGGCUGGGCCUCCAGCGCCGCGAUGCCCGGCACCGACUUCUCCAACGAGAACUACCGAUUGCGAAAUCUGAUCGCGGUGAACAGCGCGCGCUUCAUCUCGCCCAUCGUCACGCGGGCCAUCUUGGACUUUGGGGGGCGUAACUUUUAUGCAGCGGUUCAGCUGAUCGUCGUUUGCAUCGGGGCAAACACCGUGUACCGCACAGUGAAAUUGGUCUGGGACUUCAAGCGCGAAGCCAAAGAGGACCCCAAGCCGUCGGACUGGCUGGUCCACCAGCUCAAGGACUCGCUUCCGAGCGAGAGAAAGGGCUCAGAGGACGCGCCCGAGACGUCGAAGGAGUGGAAGUGAGGCUUCGGCCAAUGGAUCGAGGUUUCUGGUUACAUAGGUAUGUGC